AUUUUAUCCAACAAUGAAAUGCCUGAUCGACUAGACCAGUUUCGAUACCGGUGCUACCUAGAAAUGGAGGAGCUGAUUUAUCUGGGCUGGGUUGGAUCAUGCUUGAGGAAUGAACUUGAAGUAAAACCAGUGCAGGAAAUGGGAGGCCAGUGGAUCAUGGAGCUCCCAGCAAAUGACCAGGUCAAGAGUUUCAGGGUGGAACUCCAUGAUACAGACCGUUCUUCACCGGUUGCAGGCAUUGGCCAUGAAGCUUGCUCAGUUGCCACAGCAAGGAAGAAUCAUUCAUGUCCAGAGAAGCCAACAUAUUGUUCUUCAUCAGUUACUGAACUUGGUCAUGAAGCUUGCUUGGAUGUGGCAGCAAGGAAGAAUCAUUUAGGUUUGAUGAAUCAAGAGGAAGAAGAACAUGAAGUAAAACCAGUGCAGAGAAUUGGAGGCCAGUGGAUCAUGGAGCUCCCAGCAAAUGACAACGUCAUGAGUUGCAGGGUGGAACUCCAUGACUCAGACUGUUCACCAGUACCAGGCAUUGGUCAUGAAACUUGCUCAGGUCCAAAGAAGCCUAUCUAUUGCUCCUCGUCAGUUGCAGAACUUGGUAUUGAAUCUUGCUUGGAUGUCGCAGCAAGGAAGAAUCAUUCAGGUCUGAAGAAGCCAAAAUUGCUUUACAAGCUCAAAGGAUGGGCCAGAGGAAAGGGAAAGCCGAAACAGUUUCGCGAUUGAGAUGACGGUGGAGGUGGCGGCGGCAGCAGCUGCUAGAGAUGGUGUGUCUGGGAUUGAAGUGUGAAGGUUAUGCAAGGAGAAAGACAGUUUGAUAUGGUUACGAGUGCAUGACAUUGUAUCAGAAUUUAACAUACAAAUCUCAAACUUAAUAAUCAUUUUCCUGCUUUGUUCUCUAA
Musa acuminata subsp. malaccensis (wild Malaysian banana) is the source of this 890-nucleotide messenger RNA. NCBI's taxonomy places the organism in Eukaryota, Viridiplantae, Streptophyta, Magnoliopsida, Zingiberales, Musaceae. The record is from RefSeq and is a predicted model, not a curated record.